Molecule: messenger RNA, 264 nt
Organism: Penicillium angulare
Lineage: Eukaryota; Fungi; Ascomycota; Eurotiomycetes; Eurotiales; Aspergillaceae
Exons: 1
Coding region: 1-264 (87 amino acids)
Source: RefSeq, a predicted model, not a curated record
AUGCCCAUCCCGACCGCAGAGAUUUACGAUAAAGAACAACAAAACACACAAACAUCCACCACCUCGAGUUCAAAUUCAAACUCUCGCGACGCUCCUUCCUCUGGAGGCAGCGACGGCGAUAGCGAACGCCUCAUCAGAAGCGACCUGGGAACUUCCAGCGCAUCAAACAAUGAAGGCGAGCGCGCCCUGAGUCGGGAGGAGGCGGACCGAUUAUAUGAGGAACGCAUGGAAGAAGAAUACGCAAAGAGAGAAGGAGGCGCAUAG